This is a messenger RNA of Pieris macdunnoughi, 5235 nucleotides long. The record is from the annotation of a GenBank genome assembly. NCBI's taxonomy places the organism in Eukaryota, Metazoa, Arthropoda, Insecta, Lepidoptera, Pieridae.
AUGGUUGUGCUGAGGAGGUACCUGUUGUCGAGUCUCCGUGACGAGGCAGUCGGGGAGUCAGACAAAUGGAGACAGAAAAGGAACUAUAGCUUUGAUCAGAAUAGACAAUUGGAAGAGGUUACUAAAGAAAGGGACGGACUAAAACGUGUGGCAGACGCGUUGCAACGCGCAGUAUCGCAAUUGGUUGCGUACUGCGCCAGCGCCGAGGAUGAACUUAACCGCACUGUGCUGGCACAUCUGCUUCCUAAGUUGCUACCACAUGACUCCACCUUAGAAGAUUCGCGUCCCGCAACACCUGACUUGAGUGUGAGCUUGGUCUCCCGUGGAAAACACGUACAUUUUGCACCUGACCUUGAUUCCAUACUCGGUUCUCUGGAUGAGGAAGGCGUCCUGGGUUUCCUGCAGCAGCAAAGGGACCUCAGUGCCGAGCUGAAGUUGGAAUUAGAGCAUUCUCUGAAGAGGUUACGCCAAGAGGCCCAGGAAUUGUUGGACUUGUCUAAUAAAUUGGCUAUUAAUAAGCAAAACGAUGAACAAAAGAUGUUGGAGGCAAGUGAAGUUCAGAUCUCUGAGCUGGUUGAAGAGCUGGAGCGGAAACAUCAGCGAUGUGACAACUGUGAGAUGCAGAGGAAGAAUAUGGAGGAAGCAAUGUCUGAAUGUCUGCAACGAGAGAAUCUACUCCGAUCAGAUUUAGAUUCGGCCAUGAUGAAGAUCUCUCACCUGAUGACGCUCGGUGACAGACCGCUGAGUGACGACAUCGUUGAGGGCUACGGCACGGGCGGCGUACGCGCGUCCUCCCGCGGCACGGGCUGGUGCUCGUUGGACGACGCGCUCUCGCCCAGGCACAACCACCACGAGUUCGAGGCUCUGCUCAAGGAGAGGGACGAUUUGCAACAACAGCUGGAAGCAGCAAACCGUCAGCUGAAGUCGACCCGUCAGUUCGUGGAGGAGCAAGCGAGCGAGCGCGAGGCCGAACGCGACGAGUUCGCCAAACGGCUGGCCGAGUUGAGGGAGGACAACAGCAGACUCAGCACUCGACUGCAGAGCAACGCCAGGAUCAUGAGCGAGAUCUGCUGCUUACGACUACCUCAGUGCAACUGUCGUCAACACGAUGCACAUGUGGAGCAAUUAGAAAAUCAGACACGUGAAAUGAACCAAAUAAUAGCUGAUUUGGAGACGAAAAAGGCUGAAAAUGACAAAGAGCUUAAAGCUGCCGCAGAAGGGGCGGUUCUAUUACGCGACAUCAUUGCCAAGCUUGAAGCUCAGCUGGAACAGAAAACAAUCAGAGAAACAGAAAUUCUGGAACAAUUGGAAGAAAUGAAACGCACGAUAGACGAAAGAGAUAGCAAGAUGAGGAUAGUGCUCGGUGAACUGGAAUCGUUGAGGAGUGAAAGAGUCGAUAUUAGUGAUGUUACGUGCGUGAGGUGUGCGCAAGAAGAGGAUAGAUAUACCGAGUAUCUGGAGAAGAUUCAAGAACAGGCCUGUUGGCUAGAAGAACACAUACACCGUCGCACGCGCAGUCUGGAACGCACCCAUGAAAUCUGCUCUCAACCCACUUCAGAACCAAGCGAAGAUGUUUCUAUACGAGACCAAAAGGUGCGGUCUCCAGACAGCGCCAGUCCGCGUAUAGAGCGUCUAGCGGAGCUGAGCCGAGUAUGGGAAGGUAUCGAAGCACUCACGCGAGCUGAAGACGCAGUGCUCAAGAGGGUCAAGGACCUGGAGAUGCAACGGGCGACUCUCAAUGACAUCGCUCAGGAGGUCCGUGCGGAACGUGAUGUACUGCAGGCCCGUAUGUCAGAGCAGGCGCUGAAGAUAUCAUCCCUGUCUGCUCGUUUGCAGCAGCAUAGGAAUGAUGCGGAGGCUCUCGCUCAUACUGCUUCCAGCCAGCUCAGCGUCCAGCUCCAUGAUGCACAGGCAGAGGUUCAAAGACUUAAGGAAGAGCUGGAAUCGCGGGACAAGCAAUUAUCUAGACUGAAGCAAAACCUUGACGAAAAAGACAAACUUAGUGAUUCACAUGCAGCCAUAUACGGGAAUUCUUGUAAUCCCAAAGACAAAGUUAUAAUUCUUGAACGCGAAUUGUCCACUGCGCAGGCGCGUAUCGCUCAGUUAGAGGACAUCGCUUCUCACUUGCAGGUGGAGAAUGAAAAGCUGCAAAACGAAAAAAAGGAGCAUCAGGCUCUGCUUCUGGAUAAGGAGGAACAGCUGAAUCAGAUUAUGGCUCUCAAAUUGGAAGAAGAACCGAAUCAAAAAAGCGAUAAUGUCGAAGGAAAAACAUCGGGACGGACGCUCAGCGAUAUUGUAUCGAUUUCGGAUUACGACGAGCAAGACCUACAGAUGCGUCGAGCCGAGCUGAAGAACCAAAACGCUAGCUUUACGGGCGCUCCACGAGACAAAUUGCAGAACAAGACGUUGCCCCCGGACGUGCAGAGGCCCGAUGUGAGUUCAUUGGAUGCGGAAAAUGUAGACAAUUUCGAGUUACAUACGCCUCGAGCCGAUUCGCUUCCGGUCAAUUUCACUUUUACCCCGAACAAAGAUAAAUUUAAAAGGAACGCAAAUGAAACGACCGUGUUUGGAACUAUCGAUAGAUUCGGCGAUAACAUUAAACAUUCCACCGCUCAGAAAAUAACCGACAAUUGUUCGCUAUAUCCCAACCAAAACGCUAGUAUCAGUAAUAAUCUUAGCGUUGAACCCAAAAAGAUAAACUUCUCGUUGGAGGUGUCGGACCAUAAGAGUCACGAAUUUACGUCUUUGGAAGAACUCGGCAUCACUGUAGAUAUGAAACAAGAGAACUUUCCCGAUAUUUUGUCUCAAUUGAAGCACGAAGUUAAAAAAUCCCAAACGGAACUUGCAAAUUGUAAAUCGGAGCUCAAAAAUGCAGAAGAACAAUUGGGCGAGUUCCCAGCUUUAAAAGAAGAGGUAGAGGAAUUAAAGGGUUUGUUAGAAAACACGAUGGCGACGAUGGAGAAGGACAAACAAUUUUAUGAAAGUCAAUUGGAAAACUUUGCAUCUAAUAAAAAUCACCUCGAACAAAAACUUUCCGAAUUGAAUCGAGAGGUUAGCGAGAAGACUAAAGAUCUGAACCUACUCAAAGAAGACAUACUGAGGAGAGAAAACAUGAUACUCGAACUUGCAAAAGAAAAACGCAAUUUGACUAUGAAAAUAUCGGACUUGGAAGUCCGUAUAAACGAAUUGCAAAACAAAAAUUCAGUUUUAGAAAAAAGUGAAUCAGAAAACCAACAAUUGAGAGAGAAAUUAAUCGAACUUCAUAGGCUCGAGCAACUCGUGUCCGAAAAGAACCAACAAAUUGACAGUUUAAAUCAACACCUCGACAGACUUGACGACUUACAACGACGCUUAAAUGAUAAAACUGAGGAAGCGGCAACUCUAAAGGUCGCAUUAGAAAAGAAAUCAACAGAAGUAUUCCAAGUGCAAGAUUCUAUCCUCGGUCUGAACCGAGAUAUCACCAAAGUCGUCGAAGAAAACGAUCAACUCAACACUGAGAACAAGGAGCUCAAACUGAAUCUGUCCAAACUAGAAAAGGAACAAGAGAACGCAUCGCUCAAACUUCAGAACAGCGAAAGCGAACUCGAACGCGUCAACGGCUUAAACAAUGAUCUAACGGCGAAGAUCGAGGAACUUAAACUUUUGACUGAACAGCUGAAAGAUAAAAAUACCGAAAUAGAGAUAUUGAAUGAAGAUAUAAGCUCGUAUCACAACGAGAUCGCGGCCCUCAAGGAGCAGCUAAAGAUGGCUUCCCGAAGCCCAUCCCCGAGGAGCAAGGACGGAGAGGAGAAACGGACCGGCGACAGACAAGCCAACAAUGACAAGAAGCAACUCGCAAAGAUCAAGAAACAAAUAUCCCUAAUGCAACAUGAGCUAGAUUUUCAUAAGAAGGAGCUGAACGACAAGGCCUUCGAGCUGGCAAAAGCGAAGUUAGACGUGACAGAACUGAAGAGCAACCUCAGCCAAGCCAACAAGAGGGCUGCAGAACUGGAGGUGAAUCGAGAGCAGACGAUGUCUAAGAAUGAGGAGAUGGAAAAAGAAGUCAGGCAGCUGCAAGAAGAGAAGCAGCAUGUUGCGCAACAACUGGAGAUGGUCUUGGCUAGGUUACGAGAAGAGGGCAACAUCGGCGAAUUGAAACAGAAGCUGAAAGAAAAAGCGGAGCGAUGUCGAGAGCUUGAGUCAGAGCUGGAGAACAUGAGAGAUCUCGUUGAGAGGCUUCGCGGCGGGCCCAUGUCUCUGAGCGUGGAGCAACGCGACGGGGCUCGAUCUCCUACUGCGGAGCUGGAGAGGGCUUUGAGGCAGCAGGUUCACCACUCGCGGACCUUGGACGAGGACAUCAUGGAACAGAUAUUAUCUGCCAGCAGCGACGACAGAGAAGAUAUUCCGCGUCUGGCUCUCGACUCCUCCAAGUCCUCCAGCGUGCAGUCGUCGUCCAGCGAGCGUUUCGGCCGCCUCAAGGCCUCGUGCGAGAGGCUGCAGAUGCAGGUGGACAACCUUCAGGCGCGGCUGGAAGACAAGGACGCCCUCAUUGGGGAACUGCAAAGGAUAAGAGAGAAGCUGAGUUCGGAGUGCGAAGGUCUUCGGCUGCGAGAGGAAGCUCUCGGAGACAACUCUGCGAGACUUCAGCUGCUUCUCGAUGCCCAAAAGGACACGGCCACGGCGUUGCAGAAACAAGACUCGAGUAUGAUUUCGAUGCUUAAGCGUCGCCUGGAGAGCGCCAUGAAGUCGGAGUUGGAGCUGAGAGAUAAAGAGCAGCAGCUGAUGAACAGGAUCCAGCAUCUCGAAGCCAGGACCAAGGAUGACAGCAAUGACGAUAGACUCGCCGUCGAGGUCGAAAACGUGGGUCGUCUAAAGGGUGAAGUGCGAGUGCUAAAGUCUAAAUUAGAGAUGGAGCGCACUCGGUACAACGAGCUGCAGUCCUUGAUCGAGCAGAUACGUGCGCAGGCGCAGAGGGAAGGAGAUGCGCGGACGCAGAUGUGUGUCCAACUUAAGACUGAACUCGCCGAACUAAGGAGGUUAAAGCACGAAACGGGCGUGGAGCUGGUGAGGGCUAAAGAGCUGUUAAGCAUCCAGAACUCCGCCAUCUCGCAGCUCAAGCAGGAGCUGUCGGCCGUUCACAAGCUGCAGAAGCCUGCGGAUCUGGACGACACCCGCUACCUGAUGGAAAGCCCUCGGCCUCAAAUCGUCAGGACUCCAAUCCCUAACGACGAAAAGGAACACGCCGUAAGUGUUUGA